Messenger RNA from Macrobrachium nipponense, 2356 nucleotides. Its product is annotated as glutamate receptor U1-like. The coding region runs from base 61 to 1434 and encodes 457 amino acids. The record is from RefSeq and is a predicted model, not a curated record. Gene Ontology annotation, molecular function: ligand-gated monoatomic ion channel activity. Gene Ontology annotation, cellular component: membrane. The transcript has 8 exons. Lineage: Eukaryota; Metazoa; Arthropoda; Malacostraca; Decapoda; Palaemonidae.
UCAGUGUGAUCAAAUGAAUUCACUAAAACAACCUUAUUCUUAGACCAGACGAGAAACUUCAUGGGCCACACUUUUACCGUCGUGGGUCUCAGCUUCUUCCCCAUAAUGGAUUAUAUACCUGACAGCAAUCGUCCUGGAACGACCAUCACGCUCACUGAUUGCCUGGACAAACGAAUUCUCGUGGCAAUUUCUUCCGCACUCAAUUUCAAGUACAUUACUCGUGAGUCUUCGGACGGUGAGUGGGGCCUCGACCAAGAUGGCAACUGGACAGGGAUCGUGGGAGACCUGCAGCACAACAGGGCCGACUUCUCUCUUCUUCUUGGCCUCGUUUAUUCCAGAGCCCAGGUCAUGGAUUUCUCCAGCAUCUACAUCAACGACCGAUGGGUGAUCAUUUCCCUCAAGCUCCAGCCUCUGACGCAGUACCUGUCUUUGGUCAAGCCUUUCACAGGGGUGCUGUGGAUUGCCGUUUUCAUUAGCGUCGUGGUUAUGGGAUUCACACUCUGGUUGUUCGCGCGCAUCUGGACUUUGAUUUCUGGCGAUCGUGGGAUCAGCAUCACCACUUCUUUACUCUACACCUGCGAAAUUUUACUUGCCAGCCCUGAUCUGAUUCUCCCGGUCAAUUUCACCACCAGGGUAAUGGGAUACAUCCAACCUUGGUUAGAAGAGGGUCUUUAUUCCCUUAUGCCAUCAUCGGCAUCUGACGACAUCGUCCUCCAGAUGAUGGCCGUGUGCCUAGGGAUAUUCUCCGUGAUCGUGACUUCGGCCUACAAGUCGUCCUUGAUCGCACACCUGACAGUGCGAGUCUAUCCUCCACCGAUCAACAACUUCCAGGACUUGGUCAACUCCGAGAGGGUUACGUGGGGCAGCGAACCGCUCUAUGGGACAGAGGUUCUGUUUUUCAACUCCAGUCUGGAUCCUGUGACCAGGGAAUUCUAUUCCAAGUUAGAGUUCGACAACCUUGAUUACCACAUGGGCAAGGUCAUGAAAGGUCACCAUGCGUUCUUCAGCUCCAAGACUUACAUGAGACACGUCAUCGCUUCCCAGUACACAAGCAGCCUUGGCUACACGCCUCUCCAUUUCAGUCAGACGCAGUAUCCCACUAGCGCUGGCAGCGUUUGGGGUGUCAGGAGAGGCGCCAUAUUCACAGAAGCCCUGACGAGGAUGAGGACUCGGCUUAGCGAAAUGGGCCUUUUUGACUAUUGGAUGAAUGACGUCAUCAGCACCAAAGCCAGACAGAUAAGGAAAGACAUCAAGGAAAAGGAAGGACACCUGAAGCUCGACGCUGCUGGCUUUAGCGGAGAGGACUCAAGAACCGAGGAAGUCCUUAGUCUGAACCACUUGCAAGGAUGCUUCUACAUCUUGUUCAUCGGAUAUGUCGUCGCCCUGUUGAUACUGACGUUAGAAAACUGCAUAGGAUAUCUCAACAAAAACUGAAAAAUAUUCUAUGUUAUAUCGGCGCCAUCCACUAUGACCGGAUCAUUAUACAUGCUUAUACACAUUUCCUUAGCCAUGGAAACGCUCCCUUGUGCACGAAUAAACAAAACGUCGUCUCCUCUUUGUUUGUAUGGUGUUUUUAUGUUGCAUGGAACCAGUGGUUAUUCAGCAACGGGACCAACGAAUUUACGUGACUUCCGAACCACGUCGAAAGUGAACUUCUAUCUCCAAAAAUACACAUCUCUGACCCCUUCAUAGACUGCACGUCGUCUCUUCUUUAGAAAGACUCAAGACUGAACGGGUUCUACUCAACUCUUGCCUUAUUUUACUUUGAACCAUAAAAAUUAUGGCUCCUAACACUUGUCUCAAGAUCCUUAAAGAUUCGAUUAUGAAAUUUAGGUCUUGAGGACCAAGCGCCGGAACUCAUCAGGGUUAUUCAGUGCCGUUAAGAUCCUGGAAGGUGUUUGGUAUUUUUAUCUUUUAUUUUUCUUUUUUGUAUUUCAUCGUCUUAGUGAGUAUUGUUUAUCUUUACUGCUUAGCAGCUGUGGUUCUCAUUUUUCUCAUAGUACCUAGAAAUAUACAUAAUCAGACAGAUAGAUAUAUGCACAUGUACAGUAUACAUAAUGUAUAUAUGCAUAGCAGCAUACAUAGAUGUGAUUUUGAGUAAACAGUACUGAAUAGUAGAUGUCAAAAUUAUUCAUUCAUCCUAUGUAGUAUACAUAAUUAUUUUCAAUUUUGUAGUCAAUAUUCUGUGAUCAAUAAAAAUAAUUUUAUGGUUAAUGUGUUUUCUUUUAGUUUUUUACAAUACCAAACAAUUGUUGGCAGCUCAAACAUUAAUACUAAAAGAAUUCGAGUUAGUCAAACCUCAACAUUGCCUCGAGCUGGUCAAAUUUGCUUCCGUCCUCCUUAUAUUUGCGGUCAU